CUUUUUUCACCCUGUGAAAAGAGGAGAUGGAACUCAAGGCCCAGGCCCCCAGCAUGCUGGGCAAGUGCUCGACCACUGAGCCAACCCCCCUUCACUCUCUUCCUCCCACCCGACCUGUAGUCAAUACCAACCAAUCAAUGCAUAGCAAAGAGAGUGGGGACCCAGGAAUCUUUUGCUGGAAGAAAAUGUAGAAGCCCUGAUGGAAACCAGAGGAGGGAAUUUGUCACCAAGAGAAAGCUUUACAACUUGUCUGAUGACCUUGCGGGAAAGACCUGGAGCUGAGACAGUGGUGGUUGGGGGGCCACAUCUUGGCCAGACUACAUGAAAAGAAGGUAUGUGGGGGACAGAAAUUUUCAGUACCUAAAAUCCCUUCGCAGGUUAAUGAAUGAAUGAAUGAGUGAAUGAAUGAAUGAAUGAAUGAAUACACCUGCAGACCAUUUGGGGGGUUGUCAUUCUGGCGUAACAAUAUAAAUGAGUCAGUCGAGUGAACAGAGAUCUUAAUCUGCUCAAAAGUGGUGCCGCGGUUCUGGGGAGUCUGGGCUAAGGACAAACUGGGAGAACUAGCUCCAAGCCGCAGCCCUGCUCUUGGUGAGCGACUACGGCUGCGCGGACAGGCCGGGCUCAGCCGCUUCCGGGAUGGUCGGGAGCCAACGAGACUUCGAGCCUCCGGGUGGGCUAGAGCGGCGCGACCUGCAGGUGUGCGGGGCCAUGGAGGACGAGAAGAGCUUCUCCGACAUCUGCGGCGGCCGCCUAGCCCUGCGGCGCCGCUACUACUCACCCUACUGCCGCGAGUUCGGCCUCAGCUCGGCUCGGCUGUCGCUGUGCUCGCUCACCGCUGUCACCUGCGCGGUGUGGCUGGCGGCCUACGGGCUCUUCACCCUGUGCGAGAAUAGCAUGGUCCUCUCUGCCGCCAUCUUCAUCACCAUCUUAGGCCUGCUUGGUUACCUCCAUUUUGUGAAGAUUGAUCAGGAGACUCUACUAAUCAUCGACUCACUUGGCAUUCAGAUGACUUCCUCUUAUGCAUCGGGCAAAGAAAGUACCACCUUCAUAGAGAUGGACAAGGUCAAGGACAUUAUCAUUAAUGAAGCUAUUUACAUGCAAAAGGUCAUUUACUACCUCUGCAUUUUACUGAAGGAGCCAGGGAAGCCACAUGAGAUAUCUCAAGUAGUUCCUGUCUUCCAGAGUGCCAAGCCCCGGUUGGACUGCUUGAUUGAAGUAUACAGAAGCUGCCAGGAGGUUCUGGCACACCAGAAAGCCACAGCAACAAGCUUAUGAGUCUCAACAUUCAAAGGCCAGUAUUGUUUUUAUGGAGAGGACUCCUAAACUGUAGUGGCCGGUUUAUUUUCUGUACUGUAAAAACCAUCAGGAUACAGUCCUGGGAAUCAGAAUGGAUGAGUAGAUCUCAGAACCACAGAGGAGGGGCUGGAACUUGGUUCAUGUUCAUAAUGUAUCAUAAUGUUCCCGUAUAGGUUUUAUCUAUAUUACUAAUCAAGGGGAGACCUUAAGGAAUUUGACAUGUCAAAAGGCGGCCAGGCAGAGUGGUACAUGCCUUUAGUCCCAGCACUAAAGAGGCAGAAGCAGGUGAUUUCUUGAGUUUAAGGCCAUUCUGGGCUACAUAGUGAGUAUCCCCCCACCCAAAAGUAUUGUCCAAAGAGAACACUGAAAAUUUUAAGUACCUUCAUGUUUGUGUUAAAAUCUGUGAAGUAUUAAGACAGGUACCAGAUUUCACAAGAAAAAUGUAAAUUUCCAUCUGUAUAGACUCUUGUCUAAAAGUUAGGGAAAAUAAGUCACAUUUUUAUAUGAGUUAGCAAGAAUGAAAUGUCUACAAAGGGCUAGCCUCUGCCCACCCAGCUCCUAAGAUCUGUGCAGGGUGAUGACUCCUGCAUCCACUUUAGCUAGGGAUGGUGUGGAUGCUUGUAAUCCCAGCUCUCAGAAGCUGUCAAUAGGAGGAUUGAAAGUUUGAGGCCAGCCUGGGCUACAUGAUGAGACACUGUCUCAAACCCCAGGAUAAAUAAAUAUCCACAACACACAGUUAUUGUCUGGUUCACUGACAGUCUUUUAUUGACAAACAUACAUAGCAUUUCAGCCAUGGGUGUCAAGCAUAUUAGUACCUUUCUGUUACUUAGUAUUUUCUAUUGCUCAAAAGCUGUUUGGCUAAGAGGGCUUAGAUGAAGAGUGAGAAAGUACAUGUUGGUUCCCAGACACGAGACUGUCACAUUAAAGGAUGAAGAAGCCAGUUCACAGAAGCCUUUGUUUCAAAGGUGGUUCCUUAGAUUCUAAAGCUCAAGAAGGAGAAAAGGAGCUGGACUAGGCAGAAUUUGCCUUUAAUCCCAGCACUUCGGAGGCAGAGUCAGAGGCAGGCGUAUCUCUGAGUUUGAGGCCAGCCUGGUCUACAUAGCGAGUUCCAGGAUAGCUAAGGCUGCAUGGUGAAACCCUGUCUCAAAAAGAGAGCAAGAGAAAGGGGGGGAGGGGGGGAGGAAGCAGCAACAGCAGCAGUAGCUAACCUGACCUCCAAGUCUUACAAACAGUUGCAUUAGUUGGAAUUCUGUUUUCAAAACAAAAACAACCUGAGAGCAGACUACAUCCUUACUGGCUUUAGGGCCCUUGGGAUGUAAACCAAGAACUGCAUUCUCUGCCCUUCACCAGGGGCCUAUAGCAAUGAGACUUGAGGUAGACCUGGCUCCUCUAGAACCCCAAAUCUGGGGUGGGAGUUGGGGGUUCAAACAGAAAUGGCUAUAAAGCUGCCUGGUUUGCAAGUCAAGCUCUUUUAAGGGGCAGGCUCUUGUGCCUUUUUAAAGUCAGGCUUGUCAGUUCAAAGGAUGAGGAAUUACAGCAGCUGAGGCAUUCAGACAAACUAAUUUCUGGCCUUGCAGUUUCUUGUGGUGUAUAACACACACGUUGGGUUAAAGGCUUAUUUCUUGAUACUCUUCUUAUCCCCUAGUCCAUGUUACUGAAAAAUAACAAAACUGCCUUAAAGCUACACAAUAAAGCUUAUUUUUUAUAUGUUGGAAAA
Messenger RNA from Mus pahari (shrew mouse), 3013 nucleotides. RefSeq names its product phosphatidylinositol glycan anchor biosynthesis class H (gene Pigh). The transcript has 6 exons. Gene Ontology annotation, biological process: GPI anchor biosynthetic process. Gene Ontology annotation, cellular component: glycosylphosphatidylinositol-N-acetylglucosaminyltransferase (GPI-GnT) complex. The record is from RefSeq and is a predicted model, not a curated record. Bases 637 to 1275 code for a protein of 212 amino acids. NCBI's taxonomy places the organism in Eukaryota, Metazoa, Chordata, Mammalia, Rodentia, Muridae.